Corvus hawaiiensis (hawaiian crow) is the source of this 2496-nucleotide messenger RNA. It is a transcript of the gene PPWD1, whose product is annotated as peptidylprolyl isomerase domain and WD repeat containing 1. Lineage: Eukaryota; Metazoa; Chordata; Aves; Passeriformes; Corvidae. Gene Ontology annotation, molecular function: protein binding; peptidyl-prolyl cis-trans isomerase activity. The transcript has 11 exons. Gene Ontology annotation, biological process: protein peptidyl-prolyl isomerization. The record is from RefSeq and is a predicted model, not a curated record. The coding region runs from base 16 to 1908 and encodes 630 amino acids.
UGUGACGUCGGCAUCAUGGCGUCCGCCGAGCCCGAGCGCAAGCGAAAGCAGCAGGAGGUGGUGGCGGGUGGUGGGGACACGGCGAUAGCGGAGGAGGAGGAUGAGGAGGAACGCUGGGUUGGGCCGCUCCCGGGGGAGGCCGCGCAGGCGAAGAAGAGGAGAGUUCUUGAAUUUGAACACGUUUAUCUUGAAAAUCUACCAUCAGCUUCGAUGUAUGAACGCAGUUACAUGCACAGAGAUGUUAUUACACACGUAGCAUGUACUAAGACAGAUUUUAUCAUAACAGCCAGUCACGAUGGACAUGUAAAGUUCUGGAAGAAAAUAGAAGAAGGGAUUGAGUUUGUUAAACACUUCCGAAGUCACCUGGGUGUUAUUGAGAGUAUUGCUGUUAGUUCAGAGGGGGCAUUAUUCUGUUCAGUUGGAGAUGACAAAGCAAUGAAGGUGUUUGAUGUAGUCAACUUUGACAUGAUCAACAUGCUGAAACUGGGCUACCACCCUGGCCAGUGUGAAUGGGUAUAUUGCCCUGGAGAUGCCAUAUCUUCUGUUGCAACAUCUGAGAAAAGCACAGGAAAAAUAUUCAUAUAUGAUGGACGAGGAAAUAACCAGCCACUUCAUGUUUUUGAUAAACUCCAUAUGUCCCCGCUUACUCAGAUACGCUUGAACCCUGUCUACAAAGUCGUUGUGUCUUCUGACAAGUCUGGAAUGAUUGAGUACUGGACUGGUACUCCUCAUGAAUAUAAAUUUCCCAAGAAUGUGAACUGGGAGUACAAAACAGAUACUGAUCUAUAUGAAUUUGCUAAAUGCAAGGCUUACCCAUCCAGUAUAAGUUUUUCACCUGAUGGCAAGAAAAUGGCCACUCUUGGGUCUGACAGAAAAGUUAGAAUUUUUCGUUUUCUGACAGGAAAGCUCAUGAGAGUCUUUGAUGAAUCUCUGAGUAUGUUUACUGAACUUCAGCAGAUGAGACAACAACUGCCUGACAUGGAGUUUGGCCGACGUAUGGCAGUUGAGCGUGAGCUGGAGAAAGUGGAUGCAGUAAGACUAAUUAAUAUAAUUUUUGAUGAAACUGGACACUUCGUUCUCUAUGGAACAAUGUUGGGCAUUAAGGUCAUAAAUGUAGAAACUAACAGGUGUAUUCGUAUCUUGGGAAAACAAGAGAACAUCAGAAUGAUGCAACUGGCUUUGUUCCAAGGAGUAGCAAAGAAACAUCGUGCUGCGAUCACUAUAGAGAUGAAGGCAUCUGAAAAUCCUGUUCUCCAGAAUGUUCAGGCAGAUCCAACAGUAAUCUGCACAGCUUUUAAAAAAAAUAGGUUUUACAUGUUUACUAAACGUGAACCAGAAGACACGAAGAGUGCAGAUUCUGACAGAGAUGUAUUUAAUGAGAAACCUUCUAAAGAAGAGGUCAUGGCAGCCACUCAGGCAGAAGGUCCCAAAAGAGUGUCAGACAGUGCCAUCAUCCACACAAGCAUGGGAGAUAUUCAUAUCAAGCUUUUUCCUGUUGAGUGCCCCAAAACAGUGGAGAACUUCUGUGUGCACAGCAGGAAUGGUUACUACAAUGGACACAUAAUUCACCGUAUCAUCAAGGGUUUCAUGAUUCAGACUGGUGACCCAACUGGUACAGGAAUGGGAGGUGAAAGUAUUUGGGGAGGAGAAUUCGAAGAUGAGUUUCAUUCAACUUUACGACAUGACAGACCAUACACACUCAGCAUGGCUAAUGCAGGGCCAAAUACCAAUGGAUCCCAGUUUUUUAUAACAGUAGUGCCAACCCCAUGGCUUGACAACAAGCACAGUGUGUUUGGACGGGUGACUAAAGGAAUGGAAGUUGUUCAGAGAAUCUCAAAUGUCAAAGUCAAUCCCAAAACUGACAAACCCUAUGAGGAUAUCAGCAUCAUUAAUAUAACAGUGAAGUAAGGCAGGCAUUGAAGGUUGCAGCUUAGGCAGAAAAAACCUGAGCAUGUUGGACCCAGAAAUGGACUUAGGAAACAUUUUUGAUAGCUCCUAGAUACAGUAAGUACCAGGACAGAGCGAUCACCAGUUCUACUAUUUUUAAUGUACCUAAAGUGCCCUAAUUCUGUAUUUCUGGUAACUUUGUAUUUUAAAGUAAAAACAUCUGCAUGUUUCUUAGAAAGUGUACUGUCUUUCUUGCAUCUCUUCUUUGCAAAAUUAAAGAUAAAAACCCCCACGAUGUCCCAUGAUAGUGUUUGUAACAUUUUCACAUUUACUUGCAUCUUCCAUAUUUGAUUAAUGUUUCACAGUACUGAAAUCUUUGACAAAGGAAAAGGUCAGAAAUACUAAGUUGAGUAAACUUCUCAAUCCUUUGUACAUAUAUCAAAAAUUAGAUUAAGUUUUGAUACUGUUUGCUAUGAAAAGCAAACAGUGUAAUCUACCUCUGUUCUUUAAAAAUUGUUGUGUAGAUGUUUUCUAUGUCCAAGAGCAACGAUCAGCUCUUAAAAUGCCAAUGUAUAAAGUCCUCUGCAAUUUGUUUGGUAUUUCCAGUGA